GGUUUUCCUUCUUUACUGCUCCCUGACACAGGUGGCUCACUGACAGGAUUGUCUUCCAUAAGCACAGCCCCAGACCACAAGGCCUUGUCAACACCUGUCCCCAUGGAGCGGUGGGAGCCAAAAAAAAAAAUCCAUCCAGAAUAAGGCAGCAAUUGAUGAAUUUGUGAAAGUAUGGUCCGGCCUGGUGCUUGUGACAGAGACUGGAUUCUGUGUUUGCCAGAGGUCCCAUCCAGCCUGCUUCAUCUGUACAGGAUACCUGCUUACCAGCUCCACUGGGUUCAAAGGCUUCACCUACAAGCAUGACAAUCAAUUUCACCCUAUCUCAAGCCCUUCAAACUGCAGGCAUUUGGAAUAGAAGAGACCAAAACCUUGUGCAAUACCUUAUUGGCCUAACCCAGAAAAAAGCCUGAAUUUUCCCUCAGGAUUUUUCUUGUUCUGAUUACCUCUGUGCUUUACUUGCUUCCUUAAGGCACUACCAGAGCUGGGAGGCAACAUCUUUGCAAUAUGCUUUACUGAGCUCUGCAUAUUUGGUGCCCUGAGCUACUCCUCGCUUCUGAGACGCUUUCCUGCUUCUGCCCAGCUUGCGGGAGGCACAAAGCUCUGGCUGUGGUUGUUCUGCCUUCCUUGGGGCAUGGGUGACAGCCAGAUCACUUACUCUAGCUGCUUGCUGCCUGGCUAGUAAAGCUCUUUUAGGGGGGGCUUUGUCCAUAUUUCCUGAAGACGUAGAGGCACCCACAGCAGACAGGGAGAAAGGGAAUAGCCAUAGACCAUGGUCCUGCAGAGGAAAUCACCAAGCGGCAGCCUGGUACCUGGAGUUUCAGUAGCAUAACCAAGUUUAACCAUGCGACUGCGUGUAUUGUACUGAGGCAUAACCAGCCCUGGUUUAUGGUCUCCCCUCUUCCUGAGGAGUCUGAAAUACACGGGUGUCACAGCCUCGGUGGCAAACCCAGUUCCACGCUGCCCAUGUGGGAGAGAGGGGCUUUGCCGACACGAGGCGCCUGCAAGCUCUCACGGUGGCAUUGCUGCAGCACAGUGGCUUUUUUAUGUUUUAACAUUGUCCUGUGCUGACAUUGAGCCCAGGCUUUGCUCUUAGAGGUUUUGUUUUCUUACGAGUUAACGACCUUUGCACUGUAGUGUUUCUCAUUUAGCAGCUGCCCCAGAGCCCUGCAGGGAAACCGGUGGGAGACGCACAGUGAGCUCGGAGGAUGGCAAUGGCAGGUCAUCGCGGGACAAUGUGGCUUCUUCCCGUUGUCCUCCUUUUCCUUCAGAUGGUGCAGGCAGUCAUACCAAAUGCAUGCAAGGUCAGCGGUGGGAACUGUGAGUAGUUCUGCAAAACUGAAGAUGAAAGAGCCAUAUGUUCCUGUGCUGCUGGCUAUGCCCUGAGCGAUGACAACAAAACCUGUGUUCCUGUACCUAUGUGUAACUCUAAAGGCUGCUUUUGACUGCAGAACUCAUGUUCCAGCAGGUUUGAGUAAUUUAUUGCGAUGAAGAACAACACGAGGUGCACUGGAAGCUAGAUGUAUUUUUCUGACCAUGAAACUGUCUCUUAGAGCAAGGGCUCUGUCACACAAGCUCUGCUGAAUGGCACUUCAGUGACAGAAAUUGUUUUCAACAGCAACUGUAUGUCCUUCUGCUCUGCUGGAGGGUACUGUCCCUUGCACGUCACUUGGCUUGGUGCCUCAGGGACAGCACAGGCACCAUCCCCCCAAAGAUGGAAGACCAUUGUCUUCUACAUCCUAUAUAUUGACUUAAAUCAGCAAGAAAGGUAGCUCUGAGCUAAAAUGAAGGCUGGUAAUGGCAGCUGAGACUUCACAGCUCCCCCUUCUUGCUGGCUGGACAGGAGAAGCUGAAAAAUAUUAGUAUAGACACUACUUAACAACAACUGAAAACAUCAGUGCAUUAUCAACAUUCUUCU
This is a messenger RNA of Aquila chrysaetos chrysaetos, 1915 nucleotides long. Its product is annotated as coagulation factor X-like. Lineage: Eukaryota; Metazoa; Chordata; Aves; Accipitriformes; Accipitridae. The transcript is spliced from 3 exons. The record is from RefSeq and is a predicted model, not a curated record.